This is a messenger RNA of Gambusia affinis (western mosquitofish), 860 nucleotides long. It is a transcript of the gene cox7a2l, whose product is annotated as cytochrome c oxidase subunit 7A-related protein, mitochondrial. The transcript is spliced from 3 exons. The coding region runs from base 104 to 451 and encodes 115 amino acids. The record is from RefSeq and is a predicted model, not a curated record. NCBI's taxonomy places the organism in Eukaryota, Metazoa, Chordata, Actinopteri, Cyprinodontiformes, Poeciliidae. Gene Ontology annotation, biological process: mitochondrial electron transport, cytochrome c to oxygen; regulation of oxidative phosphorylation; mitochondrial respirasome assembly.
ACACCUUACAGCGUCUUCUUCCGGUGAAGAUUGGAGUCGAAAAGGUCCUUAACCGGUUGAUUUGUUGUGGCACCAGCACCUUGUUCUGUCCUUCAGCAGGAAAAUGUACUAUAAGUUCAGCGGUUUCACCCAGAAAUUGACGGGUGCUGCUCCCACGGUGGCCUACAACCCUCAGGGGUUGAAGCAAAGCCUGCCUGCAGAGUCUCCCACUAUGAUCUUCGCCACACCCACCAAGAUGGUCUCAGAAGCAGGGUCCACUGUGGAGUAUUUGGGAACAAACAAAGUUCCUGACCUCCAGAAAUUUUUCCAGAAAUCGGACGGUGUCCCUGUCCAUCUAAAGCGCGGAUAUCCAGACCGACUACUGUACCGCACCACCAUGGCUCUCACGGUCGGAGGCGUCGUCUACUGCCUGGUGGCUCUCUACAUCGCAGCUCAGCCCACAAAGAAGUGACAAAUACAAACUGAGGAUCUUGUGUUACACCACUGACUUGUUGCUGCUGCUGCAAUCACCGGGUCUCACUUUACCAAACCCUCUUUGGCCCUUUUAAAUGAGAAACCUCCCCUCUCUACUUUGGAUUUUGAAGGACAGGAAGAUCUUUACGACCCUCUGGCGUAAUUACUGUCACACUAACCAAAAUUAAAUGAAUAUCAUUAUUAUUAUUAUUAUUAUGACUUUGUUUUUUGUUUUUCAAAUAAUUCAGUUUUAAAGUUGGUAUCAUUACUACUCACCACAUAUGAAAAAGAAAAAGUUUAAUAAAUGUUUUUUAGCCUCAUCAAUAUCAGGACACAAAGCCAAUAAUGACCAUUAUGUUUGUGUUCUUUGAGAAAGAUGUCUAAGUUAAUAAAUCCUAGAAAGAAAA